Leucoraja erinaceus (little skate) is the source of this 10122-nucleotide messenger RNA. Its product is annotated as gamma-aminobutyric acid receptor subunit beta-2. Gene Ontology annotation, cellular component: neuron projection; membrane; GABA-A receptor complex. Lineage: Eukaryota; Metazoa; Chordata; Chondrichthyes; Rajiformes; Rajidae. The record is from RefSeq and is a predicted model, not a curated record. The transcript has 9 exons. Bases 666 to 2078 code for a protein of 470 amino acids. Gene Ontology annotation, biological process: nervous system process; monoatomic ion transmembrane transport; signal transduction. Gene Ontology annotation, molecular function: neurotransmitter receptor activity; extracellular ligand-gated monoatomic ion channel activity; GABA-A receptor activity.
UCCAAAAAGGAAGCCGUGCGCGCUGUAAACUGACAGCAUCCUCCAACAAUUUGGAAGCAAACCCCCCUUUAUAUUCUUCUUCUUCUCCUCCCUCUCUCCCCACCGUGGGGAUGACGAGCCGGCUGCGAGGAUAACGAUCUGGAAGCAGCACCAUGCGCCAAGAUUUUUGCAAGAGACAAGCACGCCGUGUCCUUCUUCCUCCCCGGCGCUUCUCAGACGCUCUCAACAUCUAAAGAGAAGAAGGGCUGAAGGAAAAAAAAAACCCAAACACACACAAAAAAAAGGAAGAAAACUGCGUUGAGAACAGCCACAGACAUCUUGUUUUCUUCUUCUCCCUCCUCCCUGUUUACUUCUUUCCUCCCCCCCCCUCCCCUCUCCCUCCCUCUGCAACGCUACCCUCUGCUAUAUUAAUUUUAUUUUUGCAUUAUUUGCUCUGCACACAUCUUCGAUGUGAAGGAGGGAGAGAGGAAAAAAAGAAGUGAGGGAAGUGUGCGCAGGCGUCCCCCACCUUGGAAUUACUGCACUGGUCAGAAUAAGUUGCAUCUUCUCUCUCUCUCUCUCUCUCUCACUCGCUUGCCUUCGCUAGGGGGGUUUGGAAAUAAAAUAUAAAUUUGUGUGUAGAGAGAGAGAGAGACCCCCCCGCGAAAUCAUCUGCAAACUUAGGGAUGCUGAAAAGGGGCUACUUUAGGGUUCUGUCGUUCCCCUUGCUGGUGGCGAUGGUGUGUGCACAAAGUGUCAAUGACCCCAGUAACAUGGCAUUGGUGAAGGAGACGGUUGACAGACUGCUGAAGGGCUAUGACAUCCGUCUGAGGCCAGAUUUUGGAGGUGAUCCCGUCCUGGUGGGCAUGAACAUAGACAUCGCCAGUAUAGAUAUGGUGUCUGAAGUCAAUAUGGAUUAUACUUUGACGAUGUACUUCCAACAGGCUUGGCGGGACAAGCGACUUUCCUAUUCAGAAAUACCCUUGAAUCUCACGUUGGACAACAGAGUGGCUGAUCAACUCUGGGUUCCUGACACAUAUUUUCUAAAUGAUAAAAAGUCUUUUGUGCAUGGUGUCACUGUAAAGAAUCGAAUGAUACGUUUGCACCCUGAUGGCACGGUUUUAUAUGGUCUCAGAAUUACCACAACAGCUGCUUGCAUGAUGGAUUUGAGAAGAUACCCACUUGAUGAGCAGAACUGUACUCUUGAAAUAGAGAGCUAUGGGUACACUACGGAUGACAUUGAAUUCUAUUGGCUUGGAGGUGACAGAGCUGUGACCGGAGUGGAAAAGAUUGAGUUACCACAGUUUUCUAUUGUCGAUUAUAAUCUAAUGUCCAAGAACGUUGUUUUCUCUACAGGUGCUUACCCCAGGCUUUCCCUCAGUUUCAAGCUGAAAAGAAAUAUUGGUUACUUCAUUCUGCAAACAUAUAUGCCCUCCAUCUUGAUCACCAUCCUUUCUUGGGUUUCUUUCUGGAUUAAUUAUGAUGCGUCUGCUGCACGAGUUGCUUUAGGUAUUACCACGGUACUUACUAUGACUACAAUCAACACCCAUCUCCGGGAAACCCUUCCAAAGAUCCCCUAUGUAAAAGCUAUUGAUAUGUACCUGAUGUGCUGCUUUGUGUUUGUUUUUUUGGCCCUUUUGGAGUAUGCACUGGUUAACUACAUCUUUUUCGGAAGAGGACCACAACGGCAAAAGAAGAUUGCAGAGAAAGCAGCUAAAGCCAACAAUGAGAAGAUAAGAUCAGAAGACAAGAUGGAUCCACAUGAAAAUAUUCUCCUAAGCACACUUGAGAUUAAGAAUGAAAUGAGUGCUGCUGAGAUCACAAUGUGCAUCGGUGAUCCCAGAAGUACCAUGAUGCCAUAUGACACCUCUGGUAUUCAAUACAGGAAGGCAGGAUUGUCCAGGCACAAUUUUGGAAGGAGCGCCUUGGAAAGACACGUAGCCCAAAAGAAGAGCAGGCUACGGAGACGUGCUUCUCAGUUGAAAAUUAAUAUCCCGGAUUUGACUGAUGUGAAUGCCAUUGACAAGUGGUCACGGGUGAUAUUUCCCCUUGUUUUUGGAUUUUUCAAUGUAGUCUACUGGCUGUAUUAUGUGAAUUAAGAUGAAGAAUGUGCACAGACAGUAUCUUUCCACAUUUUAUUUGUUUUGCAACAAGGUGGAACCAUCGUUUUGAAUAUGAGGUUGUUCAGAACAAAAUUUGCAUGCACUUUAACUCCUAAAUGGCUGGCUCUAUCGAACUCUUCAUUGAUUAAGUUCUGAGAAUUGAAACAUUUAGCUGUGUCUGUGAUUCUACUUAUCACAAUUAAGUUAUAGAGUAAUAUUUUCCUUUUUUUAAUAAUAUAUCUGCCUCAGAUCAGUCCAUAUACCUAUCACAUCAAAAUGUGUUUAUUUAAAAACGAUAACAUAGCUAUAAUUUUUCAUUUAAGAGCAAGAACCUCUCUCUGAAUUUUUAGUUAUGAUUAAGCAGUAACUUUAACAACGUUUUCUAUCAUUUAAGCACGUUCAACACAGUGCUAGUUUGUCAAAGCAGCCUUGUUAAAGGCUGAGAGACAACGAUGCAUGCAAGGUGUCUAAGAGCUGCUAUUCAUUUAAAUGAAAACAAAAUAACUGUUCAAACUGAAGACAUUAGGACACAAAGUUUAGAGUGGACCUUCAAAAUAAUGUUAGAACUCGAGUCUGCCUUUUACAGAAUUAUGAAAUUACAUUUAAUCCAAAUCCUGAAAAGAUCUCAUUUGUAUACACAUUACAAAACAUUUCAACUGAAAAUGUUGAUCGUGUUAAAUAAUAUGUACAUUGCUUUUUUUUUUAAAUUAUUGUCAUUAAUACAUUCAAGUUAACAUGGAAAUAAUUGACCCCAUUGACUAUUGAAAAGGUGAAAACAUAAUAAAUGCCUCAUGUACACUGAAGGUCCAAUUCAAUAGUAAAUUCCCAAGUUACAAAAGAUGGUCAGUCGUUAAGUUAUAAAGGUUGCAGACUUAUUACGACUAAGUGAUAAUUUGUUAACCCACCACAAAGAAAUCUAGGUCUUGAUAAUUAAUAGCUGACCUGUUCUUUGCUCAAUGUAGAAAGGAAGGUGAAAUCUUUCACUGAUCUUUAGCUAGGGAAAUCCAAGGGAGGAACUGUUCAUCCAUCUAUUUGUGAGAUUUGUUGAAAAUAGGUUGAUCUGUGGGUGCCCAUCAUAAUCAGAAAUAAAAAAGCACAUUUUGACUUUAUAAUGGAAUAUUUACCAGUGAGAGUCAAUGAUGGUGCAACACUUUUCUCUACCGCUGCCAGAAACAAUGCACUCAUAAAAUAAUAUCAACCUUGUGUUUUAAUAUUUUUAAUAUACCGCAGCAUAAUAAUGUUCCAUAAUUUAUUAGAACAUAUAUUUUUAUUUUAAUGAACUGUAGGUGGUUUCUAAUCCACCAAUUCUAUUUUCCUUCUACAUAGUCCCAUGUAAUGUGUCAAAUAUAAUUACAGAAGAAAUUAUGGCCUUGCAGAAAAUACAUUUAUGACUAAGGUCAGCGUGAAAUGACUUUAAAUUGCUUAGAGUUAAAUGCAUUCUACUUCAUAUAAAUCUUCUAGUUCAUAUAAAUCUAUCAUCACGGAACAUUUAUAGAGGAUUUUCAGUUCAGUUUCAUGUAUUGUAAAAAUGAGUUUCAUGUAAGCUUUUAUAAAAGAAUGUGUUGAUUUUGUAAUGUGUCAAAACGUCACGUCUGUAAACCAUAUUAAUCUGUUAACCAGCAAACAGAAUGUAAUUAGUCCAUUGUUAUAUAGGUGUAACAUCGGUAAUGUAAACUAGGCAGGUAAUUGAUAUUCAAGGAGGCAUUACCAAGUGCAGAAACUAUUUUUAUAGUUAAGAUUAUUUUGUACACUCAAGGAUCAUCUACGCCUGAGUUAAGAUCCAGUGUAGAUAAGUAGAGAAUGAAAAGCUGUGCUGUUGUGGGGACCAGAAUGUUCACAUUAUUCUCUCAUUAUCUGAAUUAGAAUCCAGUGACUUUAAAGAUAAAUAUACCUGAAUUUCAGGUCAUCUGAAUGGUGUAGCUAAGCACAUUCUACAGUAUGUCUUUUGGUAAGUGAGUGUAGCUUUAGUGUGGUGGAAAAAAAUCAAGUCCUUUCUUUUGCUGAGAGACAAGUUUUAGUGAUCUUUCACGAGCAUUAGUCUAUCAAAUUCCUUACUCGUCCAAAUCCAUAAAGCAGACACUCUUUCUGACUGCAUUAAUUUUGCAUUCGCAUCAGCCUCCUUUUUUCACAUGGAGCCAGCUAUUCAGGCGUUAUGUGUUUUAAGAGCUUGAAAACACAUUAAUAUAAUUACACCAAUUGUAAUGUGAUUCACAGCUAUCUGUAAAUAUAAAUAAUUUGUGGACAGGGAGUAUAUUUUCUAGUUAUUCAUCCAUUAUUUUAAUUUAGUUUCAAUGCUUUACAAAUGUUUACAUAAGCAAUGCUCUGUGUUUUUCUUCAGAAUUACAAAUAGAUUGGAAAUGGGUAACUCUUAAAAUCUCUUCAAGCAUAUGAAGAUAAUUGUAGGCACAAAAUAAAGAUGAAACAUUUGGGUACAUUGACAGAGCCAGGGAUUUAGAGUGCAUGCCAAUAUGUUCUUGAACUGUGUUCCGAAGAGUUGUUUAUGCAACUCGGAUCUGAUUCUUGCACCCACAUAACCUUAGAUCUUGGACAUAAAAUGAAGGAAACUUCAGCACCUAAAGUUGUUCACCCAAAAUUGAGUAGCAAAAAUGCUUCGAGCAAGUACCAAUGUAAAAGAUUUUUAUGGAUUCCAUGCAUUACUUAAAAUAACCUCAGUCUAUUUGUAAACAAAUGAAAGCAUCAAUUCUCUACAAACAUUUCACAAACUAAUCAAUCUCUCCCGAUACACAAUACACCAAAAUGUUCCAUGUUGCAGUUUUGGUUAACAAAAGGAAAACUAAAGAAGACUGAAGAAUAGUUUGGCAAUUUAACACCAACAGUUGCUAGCACUUUUUUUGCAUUUCUAGAAGGUCAACUUGAUUAUACAGAUAGAUUGUCUGAUUUGUGAUAUUUAUCUUCAUAGUAUUAACAGAUUGGUAGGUUUUGUUCCUGGUGUUAGAAACUGCCAAAUGCAGUUACACCAUCAGUUUGCACAUAGUUAAUUUGCAAUGUUGUUGGAAGGAGUGAAUGUACUAAAUAAUUGACUGAGAUAAUGAAAUCAGCAAGACAAAGAAUGUUGGUAAUACUCAGCAAAUCAGUCAACGCCUGCAGAAAGGGAAACAGACAUUAAUAUUUCAGUUCAGAAGACUCGUCAUUUAGUCGGAGUUCAACAUGAAACCCUAACUGUUUUGCUUUCCAUAGAAGCUGCUUGACUUGUUGAUUGUUUACAGUGUUUUGUUUUUAUUUCAGAUUUCCACCAUCUACAGUUUUGUUUAGAUUUUCUUUCGUGAGACAAAUCUACUGAACUCACAUCGCUUAAAGUUAAAAGUAGAAAAUGUCCUUCUUAUAAUUGAUAUAUUUGAUUUUUUUUCCAUAUUGUGUGUGAAUAUUAUGCAUUUCAACAUUGUCCACCAGCCAGCACAGCUGGAGUUAGGCAUCAUAGAGAUUGUCAACAACAAUAAUCUGAACACAGGUUCACCAACAAAAUAUUGUUGGAACAAUGCAGUAUCACAGAUGCCAUAGUUCUGACGACUUAUUGUGCUGGUCUCUGGAUGAUGAUAUAACUUAGGUAGAAAGAAGAAAACAGGUGUCAUGGGCCUGCACCUCAUUUGAGGUAUCUACAUUCUCUAAAGAAUGGAACCGGAUAGCUCAUUUUUCUUACAUAAUUUUACAGGCAUCUAGUAAAAAUUCUAAUCCAUCAUCACCCUUAAACAAGUUCAUCAUGACCUUGAAUAUGUUUUCAUCAAAUAAACAGUUCUGAAUGAAUAGAUCUAGCAUUAAGAAAAUGGUAAGUAGCAGCAAAAAAAAAAAUUAAUAAUAAUUUAAAAAAAUUUAAAUGAAUUAGAUAUUUGCUACUUAACUUUUUUUUACUAAUGCAGUGGAUAUUUUGUUUCCUUUAAUAUUAAUUGGCAAAUGUAUAGUUGAGAAUUGAUUUGAUUACUUAUGUAACACAUGGUGUACUAAUUUUUUUUUUAAUUGAAUGUGGCUAAAUAUGGUUAGCCAGAAUGUAUUCUCCUUAACCCCAAUCAUGAUUUACUAUCAAAUAACAAAUUAACUACAAUUCCAGGACAGUUUUUAUCUAGAGUGAAGUAGCGCCUUUUUUCAGAACCCAUAUAUCAAGAAGUGUGAAAAUAAUGUCAAUAUAGUGCUCUACGGAUUGUACUUAUAGGUUUUUUUAAAGAACCUUUUUAUAUACUUGAACGUUGGUAAAAAUCUACAUUAUUCAACAGUCCUUUCAUCCUUUACCCUCAGAAAUUCUUUCCCCAGACAUCUCAACUGCAGUUUCACAACAUCAAAACUGUACCCCCGAUGUUAGGAGAAACACACUGAAUUGAGUUUCUUCCAAAUCACAUUUCUUCCUAACUGAACUGGUUCAACAGAUGACUGUACAUCUGGCUAUUACAUAUACAGUUGUUCUAUAAGACCUAAUGUUUAGUGGCAGGUCCAUUCAUUCAAUACCUUCUAUGGUGCAUAGUGCUAAAAGACAGCUCACCCUGAUUUUACAUGUAUAAUAUUAAAUAAUUAAAAUCAUAUUCUAUCGGAAAUAUACACCCUAAUUUUGAAUCCCUUCAUUUGUUUGGAUUAUCAACAUCAAAUCCAGAAGUUAUUGCCCCUUCAAAAUUGUUGUUGAGAAAAUGGUGAGAAGGCACUGCCUUGAACUGCUGCAGACCUUCUGGUAGCAGAGUUCAGGAUUUGAUGAUGAUUUCAGUGGUGCUGAAGGAAUAUGUUUCCAUGUCAGGAUGGAGUAACAAGUGGUGGUGUUCAUGUGUUCCUGAAUGCUUUGCUCUCCAUGUGGUCGAAGGCAGGGCUUUGGGAGGUGUUGUUGGAGUAAGGUGAGUAUUGGCAGUUUGCAGAUGGUACACUUUGCAACUGCUGUGCCCUCUAGUGGAGCAGGGAAUGGACAUGUAGCGUACAGGAUGAGGUACCAAUUAAGUAGACUGCUUUGUCUUGGAUAGUGUUGAGCUUCUUGAGUGUCAGGAAAUGCUCUCAAGCAGGCAAGUGGAUAGUGGAAAGGCUUUGGAUGAAGAUGUGCUCCGUCUGUUGAAUAAUCUUUGUUCUGUUUAGCAUGAGUAGUUCAUCUUUACCAGAUUCCAUCACCUGGUACUGCUUCCAGCAUAAUUCUACAAUUAUGGAAUCAGGACUGAUCCCCUGAUCAGUUAGCAUGAGUGAAGUGAGAGAUUUUCAUGAUUUGUGGGACAACAGAUUGUAAUGUACAUUUCUACUACUAUUUGAUAGGUCGUUCACAAGCUGCCAGAGUCGAGGCAGGGACUAUCCCAACGUUUAAGAAACAAUUAGAUACAUGUAUAGGACAGGUUUGGAGGGAUAUGAGCCAAACGUGGGCAGGUGGGACUAGUGUAGCUGGGACAUGUUGGCCAGUGUGGGCAAGUUGGGCCGAAGGGUCUGUUUCUACACUGUAUCGUUCUAUGACUCUAUAACAAGGAAGCACAUAGAUUGGGAACAGAGAGGAGCCCUGAUUCAUUAGCUGAAUAAGUACACUAAGUAUUGGAGUAACUCAGUGGGUCAGGCAGCAUCUCUGAAGAACAUGGAUAGGUGACGUUUCAGGUUGGGACCUUUCUUCAGACUGAUUGUAGGGUGGGUAGGGGGAGAAAUCUGGGAGCGAGGGAAGGCAGCACAAAACAUGGCAGAUUUGUAAGGUGAAAGUGUGCGAUACAUAUUAAUCAAGUAGUUAUCUUGCUCAGGUGCCUUUGGUGCAUGGAUGUCACUGUAUUGCUCCCUCUGGUGGAUCAAUGUGACAGGACAUGGCCAUAGAUUGUAAUGGGGGAGUGUUGCAUAGUUUGUCUGACCAAGUUAAGAUGUGCUUGACAGCUCCCCAAAUUUAGACACUCGUCUCCAGCUGUUUGUUUUGCAAAGUCAACGGUUCUAUGAGCAACAUUGUAACAUUCAGUGCCUGAGAACAUCUGGUUGUACACUCUUUGUUACAUCAUUUCAAAGAGCAUUUAAAUAAACUGUUAGUACAAUCUUGAUUCUAGCCAUCAGGUCGGGCUGGUAUAUUUUCUCCCCAAAGGACAUUUUAAACUGGUUGGCUUUUUUAAUGGUGAAGAUUACAAAUGACUGUCUUUUUUUUCUUUUUAAUUCCAUGUUCUUAUCCAAAUUUAAAUUCCACAACUGCCAUCAUGGGAUUUGACUUUGGAUCUCUUCCCUGUUCCUUCAAGACUAAUAAUUUAACUAAUACUUAAUUUGUGUCACAUUUAGAAGAACCCUUCUCCACUCCCAUUACUAGGUCAUAGUGACUAAACCUUUUUGAAAUCAUAAAAUAGUUUACUAGUUUUAAUAGAGAUAUGACAAAUGACUAAAGUCAAUGUAUUACAUGUAUGGAGGGAUUAUCAUAGAAUUAGUCAAAUAUGUGGUUUCAAAGCAAUUGUUUUGCUACCAUUACCAUCUAUGCAUCUACAUUGAUGUUUUCCAUUCAGUUUCAUUGUCCUACCAUUCUCAAUAUCAAACUUACCAUAUUUGCAGUCUCAUUUACUGCUGGGAUGAGCAUUUCUUUCCGCUCAGUAUCAGAAACUGCACAAAUAUUGAUUUUGAAUCAUAUUCUUCAGUGCCCAAAUAUAAAAUCACAUUAUUUUAACAGAGAUUAUAACUAGAUUACACUGGUUGAAAGUAUUCAGAUUAUGAUAAAAACAGACCAUCCAACACUUUGUUCUAUCUAAAAACACAACAUUUCAAAAGCUUUAGCUGGAUCUCUUACAAAAUUUUAUUUCUUUUAAUGUGUAUCUUUGGAAUCAAAGAUUUUGUUUACAAAUCAUUACAAACAUAUCAAAACUGGCCAAUUAUAUGAAGAAAGGUUACAAAUUACAAGGCAGGAAUGAAUUCAAGGAAGGAUAUUCUAGUAGGAGAAGUUAUUUAAUCGUAAAAUACUUGUCACCGGUCCACCCCCAGUGUUCAAUUUUGUUCAUUGUCAGCAACUGUUUUUAGCUGAAAAAUAAUCAGCAGUUGAAGAUCUCCUUUCUGGGGCACUGUAGGUUGAAUUUCAUGAAAUGCAAAUUCUGCCUAUAGCAAACAAUGUCCAUCUUUGGGGAUCACAUUUUGUAGUUGGUGUCAAAUCGCAGGAAUUGAAAUUGCGACGUUUUACCUUGUUCUCUGCAGAAAGCAAAACCUCAUAAGGACUUGCUUUGUGUGACUUCAAAUUUGUUUGCAAAAUAGAUCAACUGUACUUACUUCGUGAAAGCCAAUGGACAUAAUCCAUAUGCUUUCCUUAACAUAUAUCAACAUUCAAAGUUCUUGUAAUUAAUAUAAUUAAAAAUUGCUAACAUCUAUGGAAGAGAUGGCAUCUUCUGGCAUUACUUUACAGCAAAAGGUGACUUGCAGAAAUUCUUAAAGGUUAUGAUCGCUACAUUUUUACAGCUUAGGAUUUCAUAUUUUAUGACACUUCACCGAAUGUAUAUAGUAUUAAUCUUGUCAAUGAUCAUCACUUGAGGAUGAACUCUUGUAAAUAUAAGUAGAUUUCUUAAAACAUUUUUAACUUCUAAUUUGUAUUUUAAUGUAAUGCGAAUGCUAAAUCAGCUUCAUGGUAAAGCUAAAGUGUUUAAAUAACUAUGUAAAUAUUAACAGAAGUAUACAAUUCACACUUGAUGGGAGAAUAACUUUUGUUUUAUUACGUUAGAACAAUUAGUAAGAUAGCUAUUAAUAGACUUUUUUUUCUGGGUGGGAUGGGGAGUAUUUUAUUUCUUGCAGUAGUUUACAUCAGCCUUACUAUAAGUUGAAAAAGAAAAGCCUUUUCUGUCUUUGCAAUAUGCACAUUUUCCAUAGGAUGAGUGGACACCAUCAUAUCAAUAUUUCAUGACCACUAUUUUGAAGAUUAUUAAUGUUUGAAUAAGAAAAACUAAUUGAGGGAUGUUGAUAUAUUAAUUAUAAAUGAUUUGGGCCAUAAGGAAUAUUUUCAUGACAAAAUUUUUCUGCAGCAAAUUUCUGCAUGUAAAUAUUAACAACUGUUGACUAGUGUGUAAUUCUUCACAGCAGAAUUAAUGCAAUAUAAAUAAAGAAAAUUUUAAAUGGACAAAAUAUGGAUUCUAUACUUUUUCUG